GGUAGCUCGACAUUAGUACUUAGGUCUCUCGAUAGCUUGUGACUAGAGGCACAAAGAAGAAAAGAAAACAAGGCGACACAACAUGCCACAAGUAAGCAAUUCGGAGGACACACGAAGCCCCAUGAAUUUCGGCGGCGACAGCGGCGACGGAGAGGAGCCCUGGGACGAUAGGUGCACUUACUAUGUGUGCAUGGUGUGCAUGCAAACUGCGGAAUCGCCGAGGGUGAGCUUCUGCGGCCACCACUUCUGCGCCAAGUGCAUUCGCAACUGGAUUGAGACACAGGAAUACCGGGCCAAAUGCCCCUACUGCCAGUCCCUGAUCGGCGAGAACACCCUCAUCACCAUACGCCAUGCGAAGACCUUACGGAACUCUGGCUCGUGCCGUUCCUUUGGCGAGCACCGCCGCCGGAUGCGCAUGAGCAGCGACUGCAUCAGCGAACUGAUCAUUCUGCCGGACGCCGGCAUGUUCACACGCGGCCACAUCAAAUAUCCAGUGGACCCUAUGCCACGGAUCAAACCCUUGCCGCCCCAGAUGCUGCAGCAGUGGUCGCGUUUUCCCAUCGAGCGCCAGUUCGUCUCCCCCUCGCUGCACCAGCGCUUCAUUACCUUCGCCGUCUUUCUGUUCUUGCUUGUCAUGUACCUACACAUGGCUCGUGUGCCCGCCUAACC
Drosophila erecta is the source of this 669-nucleotide messenger RNA. RefSeq names its product E3 ubiquitin-protein ligase RNF125. Lineage: Eukaryota; Metazoa; Arthropoda; Insecta; Diptera; Drosophilidae. The record is from RefSeq and is a predicted model, not a curated record. The transcript has a single exon. Gene Ontology annotation, molecular function: ubiquitin protein ligase activity; ubiquitin-like protein conjugating enzyme binding. Gene Ontology annotation, biological process: ubiquitin-dependent protein catabolic process. Gene Ontology annotation, cellular component: endoplasmic reticulum. Bases 83 to 667 code for a protein of 194 amino acids.